Myxocyprinus asiaticus (Chinese sucker) is the source of this 5976-nucleotide messenger RNA. Its product is annotated as ADAMTS-like protein 4. Gene Ontology annotation, molecular function: metalloendopeptidase activity. NCBI's taxonomy places the organism in Eukaryota, Metazoa, Chordata, Actinopteri, Cypriniformes, Catostomidae. The record is from RefSeq and is a predicted model, not a curated record. Gene Ontology annotation, cellular component: extracellular matrix. The transcript is spliced from 17 exons. Gene Ontology annotation, biological process: extracellular matrix organization. The coding region runs from base 270 to 3782 and encodes 1170 amino acids.
CAGCGUCACACCAACUUUACAGAGAGGGACAGGAGUAAACAGCAGGAGAAAAAAAAACGACACCCCUCCCUCCAUCACUUUUACCCGAGGGGAGUGUGUGAGAGAGUGUGGUGUGUGACAGAGACGAGCUAGAAAAAACGAGGACAAACAUCGCCAAGCAACUCCGCGAACGUUGCGAAUCUUGUGUGAUUUUUCACCGUUCGUUCACGAACUUGACGCACAAGGGAACUUUACGCGAGACGGACGGAGUUUACGCGCGAGAGGAGAAAAUGAGGACUGGAUCUGUGUGCAGAUUUUGUGCAUUUUGGUGUGGUGUGUUUCUUGCCCUGCCUUCAAACAGAGCUGAUACAGCAGAGAAGCCGGUGUCUGGACGGCAGUCUCGUCAGGCAGAGGAGGAGGGGCUUGAAGGGGUUUGGGGACCUUGGAGUGAGUGGGAGGAGUGUUCUCAGAGCUGUGGAGUGGGUGUGUCUGAGAGGAGGAGACAAUGCAUGCCACCGCCCCAAACCCCACCCCUCAUCUGGAACAGACCAGCUUACCUGCCCCCAGGUGUCCCAAACCACACCCCUGUGAUCUCCGCUGUCAGACCCUACCACAACUCCUUGUAUCCCGGAAACGAGCCCCCUCCAUAUGGAGCAGGAGUUGCUGAGAGGUCUCCAUUUUAUUCUCCACCCCUCCCAGCCAAUCAGAAUCCUGGAUUACCCCUUUACCGCAAUGAAGCUGGUGGUUCCGGGCCAGUGCAGUUCGGCCCAUCCAAUCAGGAGCCAGUUUCAGUCUACCGUUCACCUUCGUUUCCUGCUUCAUCUUCUUCGUCCUCUUCACUUCCGUAUAGUCAGCAUGGAAGAGUUCCCGGACGGUCGUCUAGUCAUGCUAGAGGAAGAGCUGUUGGCACUGGCAGCAGGAGGUCAGUUUCCACCAAUAGGGAUCCAGCGUCUAGAAGAAGGUCUAGUUCUAUUCGUCCUGGACAGUUUGGGUAUGGCAGGGUCCCAUUCUCUCUGCCCCUACACAGACAAAACCGGCAUGUGCGCCACACACACCGCCACAACAGCACCACCACCACAGACAGUCUUGAUGCUAUAGACGUUAAUUCUAUCUUACACGAAGACAAAACAGAGGGAGAUGUAGAAAAAAGUCAAACAGAGGCAGCCAAGAUCAACAAAGAACUAAAAGAGAAGAGAAAAGAAAAAGAAAUAGAGAUAGAGGCAGUUACCACGACAACAGACACGGAGAGCAGUGAUAUUGCAGCUGAGGGACCAAGUGACGGCGAGACGCCCAGAUGGGCAGAAAGAACAAGGGAAGGUGAAAGAAUCUCCCUUUCCCAGUCCUCGAACCAGAGACAAAGCCAGACACUCGCGGCUCGUGACAGCCACACUUCUCGCCAAGUCCCACACUCAUACAUACACACUAUCCACCGAGCAAACACUCCCAGAGACCCUCCCCCUUACAGCCUGCCUCUACCCCUCCUCCAAACACCCACAAACCCCAACCCUGAACCCUGGGUCCUGCAGAACGGCUCCCAGCCACCCAGAAAUGAAGCAGAGAGAGGCUGGAUGCCCCCAGCGACUCCCCGCAACUACAGAUGCUCUGGCAAGGACAAAGAGUACCGCAGGUGCAGUCUACAGGCAUGUCCAGGUGCUGCACUAAGCUCCAGGGCUGUGCAGUGUGCAGCGUUCAACAGUCAGGAGUUUAUGGGACGCGUGUAUGACUGGGAGCCUUUCACAGAAGUGGGUUUGGAGCAGCAAUGUGAGUUGACCUGCCGGCCCGUCGGGUAUCGUUUCUACGUCCGACAGGCGGAGAGGGUACAAGAUGGAACUCCGUGCACAAAUAACACACCCAAUGAUGUGUGUGUGGGAGGACGCUGUCUGAGUGAGGGUUGUGACGGCGUGUUGGGCUCGGGGUUGGUUCGGGAUCGCUGUGGUGUGUGUGGAGGUGGAGACGGCACCUGCGAGCGGAUCACCGGAAGUUUCCUAAACACAAGUGUUCCUCUAGGUUACCACAAAAUCCUUGACAUCCCACCCGGAGCCACGGCUAUCAACAUCACAGAGAGAAGAGCCAGUCCAAACUACCUGGCCCUGCGAAGUGGAACAGGUCAGUCUGUGGUGAACGGACGCUGGGCGGUCGAUCCGCCAGGAGAGUAUCAUGCAGGAGGGACCACUUUCUUGUACAGCCGCCCCAAAGCAGGGCCUCACGAGCAGGGAGAAGAGAGAGGAGAGUCCCUCACUGCACCUGGACCCACAACUGCCCAGCUGCAGCUAUAUAUUAUUUUCCACAAGCAGAAUCCAGUCAUAGACUAUGAAUAUUACAUCCCAGUGGAGAAAAAGAGAGACGGAGCGAGAGAGAUACAGAGAGAGAGGGAGAAGGAGCGGGCGGCACUCCGAGAAAUCAGUGCUCACUCAGUUGCCGUUGAAAAGCCUAUCAUUCCCCCUCCUGUGUCAUCUUCUGAUUCCUCUCCCCCAUUUUCAUUCCCUUUCUCUUCUUCCUUUUCCUCCUCAUCUGAUCGAUGGCCAGCAGAGAGGCCCCGCCCACAGGGCACAGGACCCAAUCGUAAUGCUCGGAUCCCUCCACGCACAGACCUCCCACUGGACAAUCAGCCUCUGUUUGUGUGGCGUCGAGGGCUACUCACUGAAUGCACUGCCACCUGUGGCAAAGGCUCCCAGUACAGAGAUAUUGUGUGUGUGAACAGACAAACAGAACAGGAAGUUCAUGAAAGGAGGUGUGACUCUGCAACUAAACCAACUCCAGAGGAGGAACCAUGCAACGUCUAUCCAUGUCCACCAUUCUGGGAUACAGGAGCAUGGUCGGAGUGUAGUGUUUCCUGUGGCUGGGGUGUGCAGCAGCGUCAGAUACAGUGCAGACAGAGUUUUGGGAAUCGUUCUACAAUGGUUCACCCACAACGAUGUGCUGGUCUCACCCAACCCAACGCCACACAGCCCUGCCACCCGCGUGUCUGCUCCCACUGGGAGAUCAGCACCAACUGGAGCACGUGUUCAGUGGAUUGUGGAGUAGGAAAGAGAUCCCGGAGCGUACGCUGUGUCAGUAACCAUGGUAAUGUUGUGAAUGACAGGGAGUGCAAUGACAGGCUCCGCCCACAAAGAACUGAAGACUGUCACAUGGGUCCCUGUGUCACUAACUGGUACUUCACUGAUUGGACACACACUUGCUCUGCAGCGUGUGGUCCCGGUGUCCAGCGGAGAGAGGUAGUGUGUCUGACCAGAGGAGGCAAGAGUGAAGGAGGAGAGUGUGUGGGGGAGAAACCACAUGAUAUGAAGGCUUGUAACGGGGGACCCUGUACAUCCACAAACCUCUGGUACACUGGACCCUGGGGACAGUGCAAUGCAGCGUGUGGGAACGGCACCCAGCGCAGAGACAUCAUCUGUGUGAAAAAGACAGGCAGUGGUUUCACAGUGAGAAUUGCCAGUGAGUGCUCGCACCUGGAGAAACCGUCUCCUGUGCAGCCGUGUGAACUGCAGCCCUGCAGACCACAUUGGUUCACCACUGAAUGGACCACGUGCUCUCGUUCUUGUGGUGAAGGUGUGCAGAGGCGAGAGGCACGGUGUCUCACAGUAGACAAACAGCACAGCUCAUCAUGUGAUCCCGACUCCAAACCUGCACUGGAACAGUCCUGUAACACCAUACCCUGCAGUCCAUUUGAAGAUGAGAACUGUAAAGACAGACGGCAUAACUGUGUGAUGGUGGUCCAGGCUCGACUUUGCGUCUACUCCUAUUACAAGACCGCCUGUUGUGCUUCCUGUACUCAGAGUGCUCAGCGGGCUAAAAGACAUUGACCCUACACAGGUUAAAGGUCACAGAGAUAUCACGUUAAACCUAGCACAUACUGAGAUUCACUAUGGGCCAACCAGAGACAAAACUCAGCCAAUCUCAGUAAUUACAUCACAGGAGUCAACCAAUUAGAGGCUAUAUCAUGUCCAAAUGGAAUUCCAGGAGAGAAAGCCAACUAAGGAUCUCCUUAGAGUGAAAGUUUUAAAAUGCUAUCUGGGCUUGUAGGCACUCCAGGUCUGUGCUUACCAGUAGCUGUCCCCCAAUGAUGAAGUCUAGGACUGUUUAGUACACUAUACUAUCAGUGAGGAUGCCAAAUACUCAUCCAUGCCUUAAAUAUUCUCUAAACAAAUGCACUGAUGUCACUAGUCCAUGUUCUGGACACUAAUAUGAAGAUUUUGUUGGUUGAAUGGGACCAAUUCUAGAAGUUGCCUUUGUGUUUUUGUCACACCUAGAGAUAUUAGAUGAAAUGUUAUGAUGUAAAUGCAAGUCAAUCAACAUAUUUGGAAUCAGAAUCACUGUUACACUACAUGGUCAAAAGUUUGUGGACACCAUUUUCCAUUAAGGGGCAAUAAUUGCUGGACACUAGAUAUGGUUUUGAAAUUAAACGUUCAACAAGCACAUUGAGGUGUUGUUUGGGUGUACACAUACUUUUGGUCAUGAUCUGAUCAUCAUACAAUCUCAAGGCAGGAACCCGCCAUGGUGCAAGAUGCAUACAUGGCAUCACUUUUUGUACAUAAAAAAACUAUAGGAAUUUUAAGACAAAAACAUUACAUAAACAGCAAUUAACCUCUCAAAAACAGUCUCUUUUGGCUUGACUCAUUCCCCUAAAUCGUCCAUCAGAUAAAUGCUACUGUAUAUGUACGCAUUACUGUUUAAAUCGAUCUACAAACUAAUGUAAAAUCUUAUUUUUUGGUGCGUUAAAAUUGUAUUUGUUGGUACGUAUGUCUAAAUAUCUGUUAAGCUGUUUGUAGUCUGAGCAGGCUACAUAAAAUCCAGUUUUUACAAACCACUGUACUGUAUGUGGUUAAAAAUGUGAUUAAAAUCAGAUUUUAGUAUGAACAAUCAGAUCUGAUUUCAAGUAAUCUUUUUUUAUUAUUUGGGACAUGAUGUGUAUGUAACGUUAUACACAAUGCACAGUAAUGUCUGUAGAAUAUUGUUUAUACUGUCUGAACAUACAGAUCCGAUUUCAUCUCUUGCAAAAUGACAGUCGGUCCAAAAGAUCAGAUAUGAUAAACCAUUAAAAAUUGGGUGCAGUGUGAAAAAAAUAUAUCAACUCUCAGUAUCUUAUUCAGUCUUUAUUCCCUUAAACAAUGCCACAGGAUGAACUUUAGAUCAGUCUUGUUGUAUAUCAUUCAAUCAGUGUUCCAUGUAUAUUUUAGUAUUUGAUCAAAAUGAUUUUUUAUUUUUUUUAUUUGUUGCUGUUUUUAUUUAUUCCCCACAAUGUAAAUUCAAAAAAGUCCAUUACUAAAUCAAACUCUCAGAAGCCCUAGCAGUUUUAUGUUGUUAUUAUAAAAUGUAAGAUAUUCUUGUUGUGCGUUCCCUAUUUUUAAUAUAUACAGUACCAAAAGCCUUGCCUCUGCUAAAUGGAAGAAUGCAUCAGGGUUAUUUGUGCGUUGUAUUCAUUGCUUAAGUAAUAAAUAUGCAAACAGUAAUAGCAUACUUAAUUUUUCAUCCAAAGCAACAAACAGUGCAGGGCUAUUCUCCUGGAUCAAGCUGCUCCUCUUAUAAAUACUCCAGCUUUAACCACUAGACUAGUACAACCUCUUAUGCAAAUGAGUAAUUGAAUAUGUAAAUUAAUAAUGACAGAGAUGGGGUGGAUGUCUGUCCCCAUAACAGAUGUAGUCCUCCCUGACUGCAAAAACCUUAAAAAAUGGUUUGUGUGUGUUUAGUUGUGUCUGACAGUUUAUGUACAUAUUUUGUAUGUAUAGUAUCACAUACAUCUAGACAGAUAGCAGAUACCCUAUAGAAGGAUUCAAAAAGAUACGUUAUAUAAAAAACAAGAAACAUAGUUAUUUAUCUAUGAUAAAAAUACAUAUAAUUUAUUUUUAUUUUUCUGAAAUGGAUCAGUUACUGUCUUUGGAAAUUCAAGAUAAAUUUGUUGUUCUUAUGAUAUACAUUUUUGUUGCUUUGUAAUGGGGAGAAAAAAAAACUGUGUGCAAAUUGUACAAUUAUUAUUCAUAAUAAACAAAUCUAAAAUCA